Messenger RNA from Conger conger (European conger), 3579 nucleotides. RefSeq names its product pyroglutamyl-peptidase 1-like. Gene Ontology annotation, cellular component: cytosol. Gene Ontology annotation, biological process: proteolysis. NCBI's taxonomy places the organism in Eukaryota, Metazoa, Chordata, Actinopteri, Anguilliformes, Congridae. The transcript is spliced from 5 exons. Bases 132 to 755 code for a protein of 207 amino acids. The record is from RefSeq and is a predicted model, not a curated record. Gene Ontology annotation, molecular function: pyroglutamyl-peptidase activity.
GGCAACUGCAACUAAACCGGUUGCCGUCAGAAAAAGUGAAGAGACAGGGCGAAACCCUUUGCACGGGCGGAUCUCCUGUUAGAUUAUUGUAGAUUACGCAGGUUAUUUGAAAUAAUAGCCACCGGACGACGAUGAAUAACAGUAAGAGGACUGUUAUAGUGACAGGUUUUGGGCCCUUUGGAGAGCACUCCGUCAAUGCCAGCUGGGUGGCGGUGCAGGAACUGAAGAAGCUGGGUCUGGGUCAUGAGGUGGACCUGCACGUGUGUGAGGUACCUGUGGAGUACCAGACCGUCCAGAGCCUGGUACCAUCGCUAUGGAAACAGUACCAUCCACAGCUGGUGGUACACGUAGGGCUGUCGGGCAUGGCAACCACCGUCACCUUGGAGAAGUGUGGUCGCAACCACGGUUAUAAAGGCCUGGACAACUGCAGUUUCUCCCCUGACGCCCAGUGCUGCGUUGAGGGGGGACCUGACUGCAUCGACUCCAUCAUCGACAUGGACUCCGUGUGCAAGAGGGUGACCUCCGCGGGGCUGGGGGUGGCUGUUUCUGUGUCCAAGGACGCUGGCCGGUACCUGUGUGACUUCACCUACUACACCUCUCUGUACCUGAGCCGCGGGCGUUCGGCCUUCGUGCACGUGCCCCCGCUGGGGAAGCCGUACAGCGCCGAGGCGCUGGCCCGCGCCCUGCAGGCCAUCAUACACGAGAUGCUGGACCUGCUGGACCAGGCUGAGAACAAGAUCCACUGCCAGCACUGACGCUGAGCCACCCGCCUGCAGCCACAGACCGCUACUGCCAGCUCCCAAACAGACCCGCUGCCCCCCCCCCCCCCCUCCUGCCCGGGGGGGACUGCACUCAAUCACAACCAGCCAGACGUCACUGAUGAUCUUUACCCCCCCUCCCUCAGGCUCAUCCCCCGACCACAGGGUUCACCUCCACACACCUCACCGUACGCUCGCUCCCGAGCAACCACUGUGCUUCCCGCUGUCGAGAGUCUGAGAGAGAGAGAGAGAGAGAGAGAGAGAGAGAGAGAGAGCGGCAAUAGGAUUGGAGUACUGGAGUAAGUGGGAGAGUGAGUGAGAGAGGGAAUAGGUGUGAAUUCAUUUUGGCGCGAAUGUGCCCAUCGGUGACGAGUGAGGGUAUGACACAGGACGGGACAGUCGGACUAUCGGAUAUCACAGCGGAGAAGACGCCACAGCGUGAUGGGCAAGUGGCCCAGUAAUAUCAGGUGAAAGUGCAGUCGGAAGGAUGUCGGUGCGUCCGCAUGUUACGAUUCGCCCUCUCAAAUUUCCCCCAGUUAUGAUUCAAACUACAAGCCCAAUCUUAUUUAUUUCUCUAUUUUAUCUGAAAUACAUUCUCAUUCUAUGAGCAUCUUACGACAUUUUUUAUUGUGUCUUUCAACAGUUUAAUCAUUGAUUAAAAUCAUUGAGUUUUCUUCGAUCAGUCAUGAAAGCCACAGAUAUAAUGGUGCCAAUAGGAUUAUUGUUGAAAUAAAGUUAACUGUGAUUUAUUGUACAUUCAGAUUUGUUGACUUUGUUUUCAAUGAUUUGGGUUCAGUGUACAUGCUCUACUCGUGCUUAAUUUCCUACGAGUGGAAGCAUUUUAAAAUGGAGGCCUACGCUGCUUCAAAUUUAUACAAAAAAAACACAGAGAACAAAUAACGUAUCUCAAGAUUGAAUCAAUACUGUAUCUAAAGCCCUUCAACUCUCAACCUUUUUUUAAUUUGAACUAAAACUAUGACUGGUUUUCUGAAUCCUUUUCUUGAUACAAAUAGUUGAUGUACUUCAAUGUGGAACACAAACUUCUGCUGUUUUACAAGAUGUUUCUGACAUUCUUUUUUUCUUUAUAAGAAGCUAUACUGUACCUUCUGUUGCUAAGGUUAUUUAUGUCACGUAGCCGCUUUGCUUUGUUUAUCGUCUGUUUUGAUUACCAUUUCUGGCGCACAAGGCAUUUCUAUUGACCGCCAUGAUGAAUUUUGUUUGUGUUGCUUCUUCACAGUUGCGAACGCUUGCACUUGUCCUAUCCAAAUUCAUCACGUCUCAUCUUCCAGUAUUCUGAAAUGUACUGUAAAUUUACUGUAUGGCCUUUAUUCUGGAUUCUUCCUGUGCUGUUUCUCGGUUCAUUUUGUAUGACUGUGAGUCAUAAAUAUGCCUGAUUUUUAAUACACAGAACGUUAAUAUUUUAAAAUAAUCACACUUGGUACUGUAAACGCAAACUAAAGAAAUGUGAUAAUCUACUGUUUAGAUUCCAUUUUUGUUUUACUGUGAAUGUGACAUUUAAAAUAUUCAGCCAGAAUUUUAUCCUUAUUUGUGUAGAGAAAAGCGUCGCCUUGGAUUUGCGUUUUAAAUGUUUUUCUCCUAUUAUACUGGGACAAUUAAAUGGGCAUUUCUUCCUUAAUACAUACAUGGAGCUGACAUACUUAAUGUUUGUUUAUGUUCCUUGUUAGCCCUUUUCAGAAGUGUCAGUCCUUUCCGUAGAGUAUAUGUUUAUUAUGUCCAUCAUCACAAUGCAACCGUGGCAAAGCCAUGCAGUACUUAUGCACUUCUAAAUUCCUGAUCGUACUUGUCACUCUACCAACCAAAUGUAUAUUUCAUUGGAGUCACAUACCACCCUCUAGUGGUGUAUAAUCCACAGUUUUAAAUAAGAAACAACUUGAGGGCAAUGUUUUCGUUACAGCAUGGUCUAUAUCUGUUUCUAAAUAUUUAACUUUGAUACCUUAUCAAGUGUUUGGGACGUCAUAGAUUAAAAGAGUUUAUAUUUUGGCUAAUAGUGAGAAGCAUGGCUGCUUCUUCAUUAAGGAUAUGUUCUUAAACGUUGGCUGUUUUAUCUCGGCAUAAAAUGCUUGAUUUCAUCUUGGUUUUUGGUGAGUUGACACUAAAUAAGUCUGUUCAUUCAGCUUCUUCGGCCCACGCUCACCCAGCAGACUUCUGUAAAAGUGUUUUUGUCUCUCAUAGCAGUGUUUUUGUCUCUCGUAGCAGGGACCGUUUUAGUCAUUUCUGAUCCCAUGAAGCAGCCUUUCAUGCAAAAUCAAAAUGACACGAAGAUACACAGUGAUGAGAUUAACAAUGCUAAUGCAGUUCAGAAAGGCAUAUUUAUUUCUUGCAGGUUUCUAAAUGUAAAUUGACCAUCCUGUUACGAUAAAAAUAAGUGGUGCCUUUGAAACCAAAAUACAUAAUUGGAAAGGGCUGUGUAAAUCCUAGUAGAUAAAUAUUUCUCUGCAAAGUACUCUUGUGAAACUCUCAAGUAUCUACAACUUAAGCCCCAAUAUAUGCGCUUUCCAAAAUUAAUGGUUUUACAUUGAGAAAAAAAUGUAAAAUGUAUACCUACCUCUUCUACUAUUCCCUUGUUCUAAAUGUGAUUGUUAUUGUUUAUUUUUGUGGUAAACCAUAUAUAAUUAUGACACCUAGAUUUAUAUCAAAGUCCUCUGUACAGGAAAUAUAUUUUCCAAUAAAUAUUUGGUAUAUGGCUUUUAAGCUGAACCAUGUCUUUGUAACUUUGUAAACGACAAUGAUCUUGUCGUUCAAAAUGGCUGCAUUGGCCAAAAAAUGUUUUAAAAAUAAAAAAAAGAAUCCUUAAAUGAAA